This is a messenger RNA of Trichogramma pretiosum, 2798 nucleotides long. RefSeq names its product very long-chain specific acyl-CoA dehydrogenase, mitochondrial (gene Acadvl). The transcript has a single exon. The coding region runs from base 674 to 2572 and encodes 632 amino acids. The record is from RefSeq and is a predicted model, not a curated record. Lineage: Eukaryota; Metazoa; Arthropoda; Insecta; Hymenoptera; Trichogrammatidae. Gene Ontology annotation, molecular function: very-long-chain fatty acyl-CoA dehydrogenase activity; fatty-acyl-CoA binding; flavin adenine dinucleotide binding.
UGUUUUCGACUUGUGUGAUAUAUAUAGUAAAAAACAUAUAUAGUGGGCGCGCAAAGUGUCCCGUCGCUAACAUAUGUUGCUGCGUAAUCUGAAUUACGCGAAAUUUCUUCAUCUUCGUCGUUGCUUUUAUUAAAAGUACGCGUCACCUCGACGACCAGUUUCGCAGUCAAACUCUCGACUUUUGUAGUAAACAAGUAGAUACGCACUCACACGCUCGCACAUACAUACACACCCUUGCGGUUUUACGUGUAUACACACACUCGAUUGGCGAAUUGAUAAUUCGCGCAGACGGCUACUACUCUCGAUUCGUACACAGACACAUACGCAGUUUCGCGCUGUGUGCUGUUGACGCAUAACUUGUUGGAGGCUCGUGCCUGUGCUGAUCUAGUGUAGUGGUAAAAUAUUCUGCGCGCCAGUACAGAGUGUCUGCAAGCCAGAUCGCAGCAACAGUUUAUAAGAGUGCUCUCCGUCCGUGAGAUAUCGUUCGAACGCAGCAAUAUCGUCGCCGUUUUUGUUUCUUAACGAGGACAUGACGUUGUUUUCCACCUGACGUUCGACGAAUUAUAAUAAUAGACGAAAUCAAUAGUGAAAAACCAGCAGCAGCAAACAGCAUCCAGAUAAUCUUGCGUGAUAUUACUACUGGACAUAUUGACGAGAAAAUUUCUGCACAGUCAUGAUGAUCCGAGGAUUAAAGUAUAUCGUUGCCGUCCCCAAGGGUGGCAACAAGAUGUUGGACUUGAAUCUGCGCACCCUCGCCACCCAGGCAGCCGUGAAACAGAAGGAUGCCAAAAAAUCUAGCGAAAAAUCGGCUGCUAAAGAAUCUCAAUCGUUUACGAUGAAUAUGUUUAGAGGUCAUCUGCAGACCAGUCAAGUGUUCCCGUUUCCUCAGCACUUGAGCGAUGAGCAAAGCGAGACUCUGCAAAUGAUGAUCGAUCCGCUCGAAAAGUUCUUCGAGGAAGUCAAUGAUCCUGCUAAAAACGAUGAGAAUGCAUCCAUCGAUAAGGAAACCAUGCAGGCUCUCUGGGAUCUGGGCGCUUUUGGCAUUCAAGUGCCACAAGAGCUUGGAGGUCUUGGGCUCAAUAAUACCCAAUAUGGUAGAUUGGUGGAAGUAGUAGGCUACAAUGAUCUUGGUGUUGGUAUUACCUUGGGAGCUCAUCAAAGUAUUGGUUUCAAAGGAAUUCUCUUAUUCGGUAAUCCAGAACAAAAGAAAAAGUACUUACCACGAGUGACGAGUGGUGAUAUGGCUGCUUUCUGUCUCACUGAGCCAAGCUGUGGCUCCGAUGCCGGUGCAGUACGUACCAGAGCUGUCAAAUCAGCUGAUGGCUCUCACUAUGUUAUGAAUGGCAGCAAAAUUUGGAUUUCAAAUGGUGGAUUGGCUGAAAUAUUUACAGUCUUUGCUCAAGUACCCAUGACAGAUCCAGUGACUGGUGAAACAAAAGAUAAAGUUACAGCUUUUAUUGUUGAAAGAGGAUUCGGUGGUGUUACUAAUGGACCCCCAGAAAACAAAAUGGGUAUCAAGUGCAGUAAUACAACUGAAGUAUACUUUGAAGAUGUAAAAGUUCCAGCUGAAAAUUUACUGGGACAAGAAGGUGAAGGUUUUAAAGUUGCUAUGCAAAUUUUGAACAACGGUAGGUUUGGUAUGGCCUGUGCUUUAUCUGGCACAAUGCAGCAUUGCAUUAAAAAGGCAACUGAACAUGCUGUGCAGCGUGUUCAAUUUGGUAAAACAAUCAGCAACUAUGGUACCAUUCAAGAAAAGUUGGCUCGCAUGGCAUUGCUGCAGUAUGUAACACAAUCUAUGGCAUACAUGGUUUCUGGUAAUAUGGACAAAGGAAGCCAAGAUUAUCAUCUCGAAGCUGCUAUUUCUAAAAUUUUUGCUUCUGAAUCUGCUUGGUGGGUAUGUGACGAAGCCAUCCAAGUUUUAGGAGGAAUGGGCUUCAUGAAGUCAACAGGAUUGGAAAAAGUUAUGCGAGACUUGAGGAUUUUCAGAAUUUUUGAAGGUACCAAUGACAUCCUUCGUUUGUUCGUUGCCCUUACUGGUAUUCAAUUUGCUGGAAGUCAUCUGAAAGAACUACAAAAAGCCUUCAAAAAUCCAACAGCUAAUUUAGGCUUGAUCGCAGAAGAAGUAUCAAAGAGAGCUACGAGAGUGAUUGGUUUGAAUGCUCCAAACAUGACUCCUUUCGUUCAUCCAGAACUCGCAGAAUCUGCAGCUUUGUGUGCCAAGAGUGUAGAAGCAUUUGGCUCUACUAUUGAGUCUGUGCUCGUGAAAUAUGGCAGAAAAAUUGUCGAUGAACAGUUCAUCUUGAACAGGAUAGCCCAAGCUGCAAUCGACACCUACACCAUGUCAGUUGUAUUAAGUAAAGCCAGUGCAUCAGCCAAGAAUAAUGUACCAAGUGCUAAACACGAAAUUAUGUUAGCUCAAGUAUGGUGCAGCGAGGCUUCCAGUCGAGUUGCUUACAAUCUCAAAAUUGUAGGUGCUUCCAAGAAUUUAGACGUAUUCAAAAAACUGAGUUUGAUCUCAAACGAGAUUUGUGAUGUUGGUGGUAUAGUUCACAAGAAUCCACUUGGUUUUUAAGCAGAAAGAGAUAUUUUAAUUGAAUAUAUAUUUUUUAUCUGAUUUUAUUGUAUCUACAUUAUUUAUUUAAAUUAUCUGUAAACAAUGUACAAUAUAUACAAUUAUUUUAUUUAAUCAGUGUCAUGGAAUGACAAAAAAAGCGACAAAUCAUGUAUUAAUACUAAACCAAUAAUUUGGUUUAAGCUGUAAAAAUUGAACUAAAAUAAAAUUUUUCGUAUUAACUCAU